Molecule: messenger RNA, 474 nt
Organism: Triticum turgidum subsp. durum (durum wheat)
Lineage: Eukaryota; Viridiplantae; Streptophyta; Magnoliopsida; Poales; Poaceae
Source: the annotation of a GenBank genome assembly
AUGACGCAGGAGCCCAACAAGAAAGUAUAUUUUACAAAACAGACUGUUGGCAAUGCUUGCGGAACAAUUGGUAUUAUUCAUGCAAUAGGGAAUGCUGUAUCCGAAAUCAAGCUAGGUUUGAUGGGUCCUAUUUUCAUAGAUUUUAUAAACAAACUGCUGAUAUGGAUCCUAUCCAGGUUAGCAGUCCAUCGUGCUGCUUUUCUUGAGGAGGACCAAGAAAUGGAGGACGCUCAUUCUGUUGCUGCUGCUGGUGGUGAUACAGAGGCCAAGGAUGGGGUAAUUGAACAUUACGUUUGUUUUACGUGUGUUGAUGGUGAACUUUAUGAGCUUGAUGGAGGAAAGCCGCAGCCGAUACAUCAUGACCGCGCCUCUCCUGAUAGCUUGUUGCAGGAUGCUGCAAGAGUCAUAAAAACGAGGAUUGUGGAGUAUUCUGAGUCACUCAACUUCAUUGUCAUGGCUCUCUCGAAGAUAUAG